Molecule: messenger RNA, 2717 nt
Organism: Cucurbita moschata (crookneck pumpkin)
Lineage: Eukaryota; Viridiplantae; Streptophyta; Magnoliopsida; Cucurbitales; Cucurbitaceae
Product: dipeptidyl aminopeptidase 4-like
Exons: 6
Coding region: 224-2551 (775 amino acids)
Biological process (GO): proteolysis
Molecular function (GO): dipeptidyl-peptidase activity; serine-type peptidase activity
Source: RefSeq, a predicted model, not a curated record
GUUGCUGCUCCUGUUCUCUCCUCUUCUCAUUGUGGCUGCCUUCUCCUUGAAGAGAAGCAAAGCUUCUGUGAAAAUUCUCUGCUAUUGUAUUUCAUUCCUAUUUACAUUGCAGAGAAAGAGGGAUUUUCCUUUUCUUAUCUUUAUAUUUUGUGAUUAAAAGAUGGAUUAAGAGAUUAUGGGCGCAGAGAAAGAGGCAGAAUCAAGCGGUUGGUUGUAAUCCAGUAUGUUCGGUGUGAUGCAAUCAGUUGACGAGGACAGUAAGCAACAGAGUUUGAAGCGUUCAAGGCCUCUUUCGUACAACAUGACCGUCACGAACUCGAGUGUUGCUCAGAGUUUGGAUGAUUCUUUCCUUUUCCCAGUUGAAGAGAUUGUACAAUAUCCAUUGCCGGGAUAUGUUGCGCCCACUUCAAUAACGUUCAGUCCAGACGAUAGUUUCGUUACUUACUUGUUUAGUCCUGAUUGUACCUUAAAUAAGAAGGUUUUUGCUUUCGAUAUCACAACUGGCAAACAGGAGUUGAUUUUCUGUCCUCCUGAUGGUGGGCUGGACGAGUGUAAUAUUUCACCGGAAGAGAAACUGAGGAGAGAAAGAUUAAGGGAACGCGGUUUGGGAGUGACUCGAUAUGAAUGGGUGAAAUCAAGCACCAAAAGGAAAGCGAUUAUGGUGCCUCUGCCUGCUGGGAUUUAUAUUCAGGACUUUCUUGGCUCAACGCCCGAGCUUAAGCUUUCCAGUAAACCCUCUUCGCCGAUCAUGGAUCCACAUCUCUCACCAGACGGGACCAUGCUUGCGUUUGUUAACGAUGGGGAUCUUCAUGUCAUGAAUCUAUCAUACAACGAAAUGAGACAGUUGACUGUUGGUGCUAACCGAAACAUUUUGCAUGGAAUUGCGGAGUAUAUAGCUGAGGAGGAAAUGGAUCGAAAAAACGGGUACUGGUGGUCACCAGACAGCAAAUAUAUUGCAUUUACACAAGUUGAUACUUCAAAGAUCCCUGCAUUUAGAAUCAUGCAUCAAGGUAAGAGUUCGGUUGGUUCGGAUGCACAAGAAGACCAUGCUUAUUCAUUCGCUGGAACUUCCAAUGCCAUUGUUCGUCUCGGUGUCGUCUCUGUUGCUGGAGGCUCAAUUACUUGGAUGGAUCUUCUUUGUGGAGAAACAGCUGAAGAGGAAUAUCUGGCUCGAGUCUGUUGGAUGCACGAGAAUAUUCUCAUCGCUCAGGUUCUGAAUAGGUUACAUACGAAGCUGAAAAUUCUCAGGUUCGAUAUCAAGACGGGAGAGAGAAAAGUUUUGCUAGUAGAAGAACAAGAUUCAUGGGUUAACUUACAUGAUUGUUUCACCCCACUAGACAAAAGUAUCAGCAAAUAUUCUGGGGGAUUCAUAUGGUCAAGCGAAAAAACUGGAUUUAGACAUCUUUAUCUACACGAUGGCCAUGGGACGUGCUUGGGACCGAUCACUGAAGGUGACUGGAUGGUCGAACAAAUUGCCGGUGUAAACGAGGCAACCGGGCUAGUUUAUUUUACUGGAACUCUCGAUGGUCCUCUCCAAUCUCAUCUGUACUGUACCAAACUAACUACUGCAGGGAAUGCCCCCUUGGAGCCACCAAUAAGACUGACUCAUGGCAAGGGGAAACAUGUCGUUGUACUCGAUCAUCGGAUGAGAAGUUUUAUCGACAUUCACGAUUCCCUCGAUUCUCCCCCGAGGGUGUUGCUCUGUUCCUUGAAAGAUGGAAGUGCCAUUUUGCCAGUUUAUGAGCAAACACUUGCAAUUCCAAGGAUUGAAAGGCUUCAUCUAGAGCCUCCAGAGAUCGUUGAGAUACAGGCCGGUGACGGGACAUUGCUCUAUGGGGCUUUAUACAAGCCUAGCGAAACGAUAUUUGGACCGCCGCCCUACAAAACUAUGAUCAUUGUGUAUGGUGGUCCAAGUGUGCAGCUAGUUUUCGAUUCGUGGAUCAAUACGGUCGACAUGAGAGCUCAGUACCUACGUAGCAGAGGAAUCUUAGUGUGGAAGUUAGACAACAGAGGAACGAGUCGACGCGGACUCAAGUUCGAAGCUUCUCUGAAAUACAAUAUCGGCCAUAUCGAUGCAGACGAUCAAGUGAUUGGAGCAAAAUGGCUGCUCAGACAGGGUCUAUCAAGAGCUGGAGAGAUUGGUUUAUAUGGAUGGAGCUAUGGUGGCUUUCUCUCAGUAAUGAGCUUGGCUCGGUUUCCAGAUAUCUUUCGAUGUGCGAUAUCCGGUGCCCCUGUUACAUCAUGGGACGGGUACGACACAUUUUACACAGAAAAGUACAUGGGAUUACCAUCUCGGGACCCAGAAGUUUACGAGAAAAGCUCGGUGAUGCAUCAUAUAGACAAGAUGACAGGGAAGCUGCUGCUUGUGCAUGGGAUGAUUGAUGAGAAUGUACACUUCAGGCAUACAGCAAGGCUUGUGAAUGCACUCAUAUCGGCUGGAAAGACGUAUGAGCUGCUGAUAUUCCCGGAUGAACGACAUAUGCCCCGACAGCAUCGAGAUCGGAUCUACAUGGAAGAAAGAAUCUGGGAAUUCAUUCAGAGGAACUUGUGAGGCAAUCUUGUUCUUGUUCAUAAUCUCUUUGUUAUUUAUUGGUGCUUUCAAAAUAAAUGAUGUCAAAUAUUUUAUGAUAGUUUAGUUUCUUUCUUAGAUUUGUACGGAUUGUGAUGUGAUUCCCCAAUUCCAAACCUCUAAUUUUUGAACAAUUUUGAACAAUUUU